This is a messenger RNA of Fundulus heteroclitus (mummichog), 1118 nucleotides long. RefSeq names its product C-type mannose receptor 2-like. Lineage: Eukaryota; Metazoa; Chordata; Actinopteri; Cyprinodontiformes; Fundulidae. The record is from RefSeq and is a predicted model, not a curated record. The transcript is spliced from 5 exons. The coding region runs from base 73 to 918 and encodes 281 amino acids.
CAGAGGUACUGCAGAGAAAACUACACAGACCUGGUUACCAUUGACCCAGAUGUCAGGACCAUCCUCAACAGAAUGGCUGAUCAGAGAAACAUCCGCUCUUCAACACCUUUCUGGAAUGGUUUGUACUUCACUGAGGUCAGCUGGAACUGGUCAUUGGUAGAUAAAGAUUUUUACCAAUAUGAUGAGUCAAACUUCAUGAACUGGGACUCUGGACAGCCAAGCACCAACAAGGUGAUGCCAGGAUGUGUUGUGAUGACCAGUUCUGGAAUGUGGCGCCUGCACCAUUGUGGCAAUCCCUAUAAACCGGUCUGCUCCAAUGUGACGGGACAGCAUGUUUCAUUCGUCUUUAUCGACAUUUCAAUGAACUGGAAGGCGGCUCAGAGUUACUGCAGAGAGCACCUUACAGACCUGGCCAUUCCCAGAAACCUGUCCGAGAACGAGAAGAUAAGGGCACUGAUCCCUGCAGGUGUAUCCGGCUGGAUUGGCCUUUACAGAGUUACCUGGAAGUGGUCAGACGGAGCCAUGUUUAUUUGGAGUCCUUGGCUACCAGGCGAACCUGAUGAAGUGGGGGAGAAAUGCACAGCUACAGUAUUUAAUUAUCGUCAUUAUUACUCUUCACAACAUUACUAUUCCUCUACCAUUUACGAUGGUUACUGGGGAGCCUGGCCAUGUGAUUCAAGGAAACCGUUCAUCUGCCAUCAUGACCCUGUGCCUUCCACAAAGCAAGUGGUGAAAGUGAAGCUGGUGGGAAACUCAACUCUGGAUCUGAAUGACCCUGCUGUCCUGGAAAACCUGCUGAAGGAGCUCAAACAGAAGAUGAAGGGGAAGGGCGUGGAUACAGAAAUCAAACUGAGCUGGAAGAAACAACAGGAUGGAAACGUCUUCUACAAGGAGAAAAAGGAGGAGGACCAAAAGUGACUCAAAGACAUGUUGAUGAGAAGCUUUUUUAGUUAAUGUGAAAUUCUUUGAAGUUAUGUAAAAGCACUCUAAAUGUAAUAUUAAAGAAACAAAAUAUUUUUUAGGUUUAAGGUUAAAAAACUUUUUUUUAUUGCAGCUUUAGUCACGCUUAGAGUUACAUCAACACACCAACAUUUUUUCUGUUGCUACUCAAAAGCUAC